ACCUCCCUCCCCGGAGUCCAAACUCCGUCACUCCUCUCGUCGCCUCCUCGCCUGGUCCAGCCCGAUCAUGCCGCUCCCCCAGCUCCUUCUGCUCCUGCCCCUACUCCUGACCUCAGGAGCUGAGGAGGGGCUGCCUAGCGUUCAGAUCGACCUAAAGGAUCCCGUGGUCAAACUCGGAACCAGCCUGAACAUCAACUGCAGCUCCCUCUGCCCCUACGCAAACGAGAGCCUAGGGCUGGAGACAUCUUUGCAAAAGCAGAGGCUGAAUAAGCAGGAGCUACCCGGCAAUUACUGGAUGGUCUUCUACGUGACUCCUGAACGUUCAGGCUCGGUACACUGCUGGGCUAACUGCAAUGGGACCCAGACCUCGAGCACGAGGAAUAUCACCGUGUAUGCGCCUCCAGAGCACGUGGAGCUGAUGCCACCGCCAGCCUGGGUGCCCGUUGGCAAGAACUACACUUUGGACUGCCAGGUCCUGGGCGUAAUGCCUCUGGAGAACCUUACAGUGACACUGUUCCAGGGCACUCAGGAACUGGGGCACCAGGACUUCCUGGGAAAGCCACCUGACACCCAAAUCGCCACCGCCACGUUCACCUUCACGGCUCGCAGGGAGGACCAUGGGGCCAAUGUAUCCUGCCAGGCCGAACUGGACCUGCGGAGGCUUGGGCUGAACCCCUUCUAUCGUCACUCGGCCUCUGUGCAGCUUCGUACCUUCCAAUUCAAGAGCCUCCACUGGUUCAACUCCACCGUGCUCAACGACUCCUGGCUCCUGGAGGCUGGGACUGCAAAGUCCGUGAGCUGUGAGGCUGAAGUGUUCCCGGCUGGGGAGGCCCAGUUCCACUUGUCCCUGGGGGGCCAGAAGCUGAAUCUCACAGUCACCGGGAACGGAGACCGGCUCAAGGCUGAGGCCACGGUUUGGGCUGAGGAGGGACCCGAACGGGAGCUGGACCUGAACUGCACCGUGGCCGUGGGGGACGAGAGCCGAACGGUCCACAAAAACCUGAUCAUCUACAACUUCCCCCCUCCCGAGCUGAUCCUCAGCGAGCAAAACCCCGUGGAGAAGACCCCUGUGAAUGUGAGCUGUAGGGCCCAGCCUGGAGCCUCAGUGAAACUGGAGGGACAUCCAGAGAAGCUCCCUGGAGAGCCUGUCCAGCUGAUCGCCCGGGAGGAGGACGAUGGGCGCAUCUUGUCCUGUGAGGCCACCUUGUCCCUGGGAUCUGAGCAGCUCGUCAAGCACCAGAACGUCCAGCUCCAUGUCCUCUAUGGACCGCGGAUGAAUGCCUCGGACUGCCCGGGGAACUGGACGUGGCUGGAGGGGACGGAGCAGGUUCUACAUUGCCGGGCCCGGGGGAACCCGCCCCCGACUGUGCAGUGUGUCCACGCUGGGAUCAAGGACACGUUCCUCCCCGAGACCCCACUGCGGGUCACCCGAGCCCACACCGGCACCUACCGCUGCACAGCCAGCAGUCAACUGGGCACCGUGGCCAGGGACGUGAUCGUGAAGGUGGACUUCCACGAGCUGAACGUGACUCUCAUCACUGUCUUGGUUCUGAUGUUUGCGGCCGUGACAGCCGGACUGGGGGUUGCUGGCUACCUGUACUACCGACAGCAGCGCAUCCGCCGCUAUGAGCUAAAGAAGGCACAGGAGCAGGCAGCCUUGAGGAGUUCCACCCUUCAGGGACUCAGGCCCUGAGCCCCUGGACUCAGCCAAAGAGUAAUCCAGGGGCAGGACUAUGGGUGGGGAUGGGGUUGGUGUUGGGAAAGGGGAGUAGGUGGCCAGAUUCUUCACCAGUUCAGGCCCAUCUCCUAGAUGGGUGUAUACCCUCCCCUCCCUGUCCCCAUGGUCCUGAGAAGAUGGACCAGACUGGCAGGUGGUUGGGGAGGGGGCCGGCUGCUCCUUCAGCGGCUACCAAACAGAAGGUGGAGGUGAAAUGAUUGGAUGGGGUCGUUUUUCCACCUCCAAGGUCAGACCAGCAGGAGAAAACAGCAACUCUGGGACCAUGGGGGCUUUCAACAGCCCCAGAUCCAGGGGCUCCAGAACCAGAGCCUCACAUCACGCUAGACUGGAUGGUCCAAGGAGCUGGAAGCAGGGGACUGGGAACCAGCCAGGUCAGGUCAGGGGGAGUGAGAAAUGACCCAAAGGACUUAAUGGGUCUGGGGAGCUGCAGGUGCAGACAUGGACAUGGUCACUCAGGGACACAAUAGUACACCAGGGGCCAUCCUGAUACUCCACAAACACACACACACACACACGCACACGCACACACAUAAAUCAUGACACCCACCCUGGCAUAGACUGACACCACGCACGCAGUAACACAGUAAUGUAGACGAAACCAGCAGCUUACAGAUUUGGGAUAGAGGAGCUGCUCCCUAUUUCAGGUUGAGAACUGUAGGCCCCAACAUGGUAUCGUGUUGGACUGGACUAUAUUGGGCCUAAGGACUACGUAGGUACCCAUUCAUCCUGGUAAUGGGACAGAUCACUCACCUCGUAGGCCCCCUAUGCCUAUUUUCUCAAUUAAAAAACAUGAAUGUA
Molecule: messenger RNA, 2536 nt
Organism: Tachyglossus aculeatus (Australian echidna)
Lineage: Eukaryota; Metazoa; Chordata; Mammalia; Monotremata; Tachyglossidae
Gene: ICAM1
Product: intercellular adhesion molecule 1
Exons: 7
Coding region: 68-1693 (541 amino acids)
Biological process (GO): cell-cell adhesion
Cellular component (GO): membrane
Molecular function (GO): integrin binding
Source: RefSeq, a predicted model, not a curated record